Messenger RNA from Struthio camelus australis, 1031 nucleotides. Its product is annotated as interleukin-2 receptor subunit alpha. The record is from RefSeq and is a predicted model, not a curated record. Gene Ontology annotation, molecular function: interleukin-2 receptor activity; interleukin-2 binding. Gene Ontology annotation, biological process: inflammatory response. Lineage: Eukaryota; Metazoa; Chordata; Aves; Struthioniformes; Struthionidae.
UGGCACGACCCCUUCGCUUCUGAGAAACUUCAUCAUCCUCAGCGCUGCGGAGAAAAGAUGUGAACAAGUUCCAUGGAGCUCAAGUGCCUUUUGAUGUGGCUCGUGUUUGGAUCCGUCAGGGUGAACGGAACAGAAAAAUGCCCACCUCUUCAGAGAAUUGAAUUUGCUGAUGUUGUUGCUGAAACGUAUCCGUUGGGGAGCAAGCUCUAUUACAAAUGCGACGAUGGCUAUGAGAGAAGAAGUGGGCAGUACUUGGGAAUUCACUGUGAGAAUACAGAGAAGUUUGCUGAUUGGCGCUACGGGGAAUUUGAAUGCAUUGACAAGAACAUUUUGUUGUCAAUGGCUUCCACCAAGGAGUUAGAAUUCAGGCAGAAGCCAGAAAACAAAACACAGAGCCAUGCACCCGAGAAACGAGAAAACGUUCCAGAGUUUGACCGGACAGCUUAUUGUGGUACGCCCAAGAGUGUUCCACAUGCCUCUUUAAGACUGAAGAAAACGUAUAGCGUGGGACAAGUACUACAUUUCAAGUGUCAGAAGGGUUAUGACAAGCAACCUCCUACCUCAGGCACCUGCACGUGCAAGAAGGUAAACGGCAAAAUCAUCUGGACCCCCCUUGACAUGCAGUGUACCAACGACAGCAGCCAUAAGGAGGGGUGGUCAUCACCGAUUAUUGAGUCAGAUCCAUCUGUUUCUCUGUGGUUUCCGGUUCAGAGUGUUUCAGGUACAAUUCAUCCAUCCUUUUCCUCAUCUAUGAUACUACCCGUGACAGCUAUCUUUUCUGUUCUGCUUAUCAUUCCUGCCAUCUUUGUGUGACUCACCAAACAGAGAAUACGUAAAGACCUUUCAGUGAAUUUCUGCGUUGAGAUCUAAGCUUGUGAAAUCAAUGCCUUGCCACAGGUAAGGCGGGGAUCACCAGUGAAUCAAGUAUCAAGAGAAACCAGAUUGAACCAGCAGCUCCAAGACCAGCAGCAGCAAACAAGGAGGAAGCCCAGAGGCUCAAAUCGAUUAUGUGAAGGAGGCAGAAAAUAUUC